Molecule: messenger RNA, 650 nt
Organism: Mytilinidion resinicola
Lineage: Eukaryota; Fungi; Ascomycota; Dothideomycetes; Mytilinidiales; Mytilinidiaceae
Exons: 1
Coding region: 158-616 (152 amino acids)
Source: RefSeq, a predicted model, not a curated record
GAUGUGGUGGCCCUGCCAGAGAGCGCGAGCUGAACGAGGCUUGAUUGAUGGUGCAGAUUGAUAACAGAUAUCUCGUGAACCCUUCUGCAUCGGCACGCCGCCUCUUUAUGUCGACUCGGGCCUAUGCAACCGCUCUAGUACAUCCAGCAUAGCCAGCAUGGCCAGCCCGCUCCAGCGCGCGCUUCCAUCUCAAGACGGUUUUGAGGGAGCCUUUCCCCCAAGACCGCUGCUGUUGGACGUCGUAGCCACCAUUCUGUGGUUCGUCGACGAGGGCGCGCGCCUCACCACACUAGCGCUUGGCCAUGCCAGUGUCGCUGUGGCAGGACGACCAAGAGACGGCCCUCCACUGGCCCAAAACGGAGUGCCAGAAUGCUUCGCCAUACCCGAAAUACCAGCGCUUACCGCCACCACCUCCCGUCCACUCUGUACCCGUGAAGCCGCAUCCGGACAAGACGUCUCAGUGCCUCAUCUACCCAACACGCUCACUGGCCUCAUGCCCUUAGCCCAAAAUAUCCCCACAGCCGCUUCAAAGACCUCUCAAACCACCACUCGCUGCCCGUCAUCGAAGCCACCCGGAGACUUUUGGAGUAGCGUCAAGCACCAGAAUGCUGAAUAGAAGACGCCAAAUAUAGCCGUCGCUACGUAGAACA